AUGGUGGUCAGAUGGAAGUCCUUCGUGCCCCUAGCGUGGUGCGCUGUGGUGGGAUACGCGGCGGCCGCCUACUUGAUCGGUGGCCCGGACAUGCGACUGGCCCCGCUGAACUUGAUGCUGCUCGCCUUCCUCGCGACAGCGACGUGCCGGUGGAAGCGGAGCUCCGAGCUCCAGACCCGCCUGCUGCACCUGUCGCACCUGCGGGAGAAGGGGCUGCGCUUCUCGGCCGAGUUCUCGGCGCAGCGCCUGCAGGACCGACAAGCAGGACGUGGAGUGUCACGGUGGGGACCCUUCGUGGGUGCAUGCCGCCGCCGGCGACUGCGGAGCUGGCCCCGCGGCGGCGGCGGAAGUGGCCUCGCUGCGCUCCGAUCCGACGCGCCUCUGAGUGCGCCCGCCUGGCUCGACUCCGCCGCCGCAGGGUGCGCGGCGGGGGCCUGCCCCGCCAGACGGGAGGCUGGCGGCGGGGCCGACGCGGAGGCCGCCCCGGGUGGCAUGGACUGCCUGCCGUUGGACGCCGGCCUGUGGGUCGAGGGCCGGUCCGAGCCGUGCGCGAUCAAGGAUCGGACCUCGAGCAGGGCCAGCGCGUGCUGUGCUACGACUCGCUGGGGCGGUCCGUGA
Prorocentrum cordatum is the source of this 618-nucleotide messenger RNA. The record is from the annotation of a GenBank genome assembly. Lineage: Eukaryota; Dinophyceae; Prorocentrales; Prorocentraceae.